Gastrolobium bilobum is the source of this 1620-nucleotide messenger RNA. RefSeq lists its product as uncharacterized. The record is from RefSeq and is a predicted model, not a curated record. NCBI's taxonomy places the organism in Eukaryota, Viridiplantae, Streptophyta, Magnoliopsida, Fabales, Fabaceae. Bases 1 to 1620 code for a protein of 539 amino acids. The transcript is spliced from 9 exons.
AUGUCGACACGGAAGAGAAGAAGCACUAGACUUUCGAAAUCUUCCUGUUAUAAUUCUCCUGAACAAUUUAAUCCAUCGUUUGAAUCCGCUGUAGAAAAUCAAACUCCAGAAUUUGCUUCUUCCGUUCGCAGUUAUUAUGGAGUACUCCCUGUGCAAAAUGGGUCAACUUCCAAAAGACAGGUUUUUAGUGAUAUUACAAAUGCAACUCCUUUGCAAAAUACAAACAGCUCAUCAAGGUCCAAUGGUAUCAGCUAUGAUAGGGGAUUGUAUGAAUUUCUACAUACGCAAGCAAAAUCAACGGUUACACAAACAUUUGAGCAUGAAGUUAGUGGUUCAUAUCCAAGUCAAGACAGCAAAAAUGCUAGGCAGAGACGCAAAAGCAUAAUGGAUCGGAAGAAAAAUUCUGAGCGAUUUGUCAAGUCCCUAAAUAUCAGUAAAAUGAGUGAUUUAACCAGAAUUGAUAUGACGAAUGAUGAAUCAAUGCGUUCAACUGAUGGGCCUCCCAUAUGUGCAGAGAACUCUAUAUCACAGAUGGAAAUCUCUUCUCCAAUUGAUUAUUGUCCACGAUUAAUUUCAGAUUAUUGGGAUGUGGGUGAUCCCACUUAUGUUUGUAAACAUUGUGGAGCACAAAUGUGGUACGAAGAGAGAAUUAAGAAAGAUCGUAAGGCUAUCGUUCCUGAGUUUAGCAUGUGUUGCGCCAAUGGAAAAGUUAAACUUCCUUUGUUAAAAAAAGCUCCUGAAACGUUGCUUGAACUGCAUGAUAAUUCAAGUAUAAGGAGCCGCCAUUUUUUACAAAAUAUCCGUCUGUAUAACAUGUUUUUCUCCUUCACAUCCUUUGGGGGGAAAGUUGAUGGGUCAGUAAAUGAUGGUUCAGGUCCUUACUGUUUUAGAGUUGGAGGACAAGUUUAUCAUGCAAUGGGCAGCUUUCUUCCCCUUGAUUUUCAUACUCCAAAAUUUGCUCAACUUUAUAUAUAUGAUAUUGAAAAUGAAGUUGAAAACAGAUUGGGAUUCCUAAGAUCAAACAAUAAUGAAGAUUUGCUCGAUCAAAGCAUUGUCGUAUCAUUGAAGGAGAUGUUAGAUAAACACAACAGUAUUGUCCAAUCUUUUCGCUAUGCUAGAGACCGUUAUAACGAAGAUCAACUCAAAGGCGUGAGAUUGAGGCUUAUUCGAAAGCGUGGCAAUGAUGGAAGACUUUAUAAUCUUCCUUCCGCAUCUGAAGUAGCUGUUUUAGUUGUUGGAGAUAUAGACACCGCGAUGGGUGAUAGGGACAUCAUUGUUGAGACACAGGAUGGAGUUUUAAAGCGCAUUGAUGUUAAACAUCCAUUAUAUUUGGGUUUCCAGUAUCCUUUGUUAUUUUCUUACGGUGAAGAUGGUUAUCGCGAUGAUGUCCAUCGUAAUUCAAUUUCUACUGGUAGGACAAACCCAAGAUCAACUAUCAGCAUUAGAGAAUUCUUUGCAUUUAGACUUCAGAUCAGAUUAGGAGAGUCCCAAGUUCUCCAUCAAUCUAGAAAACUUUUCCAACUGUUCUUGGUUGAUGCUUAUACAAUGAUUGAGCACGAACGUCUUAAUUUCAUUCGUUACAAUCAGGCUAAUUCAGAGCUGAUUUGUACGAAAAUGUAG